This is a messenger RNA of Venustampulla echinocandica, 264 nucleotides long. RefSeq names its product putative NADH-ubiquinone oxidoreductase 14 kDa subunit. NCBI's taxonomy places the organism in Eukaryota, Fungi, Ascomycota, Leotiomycetes, Helotiales, Pleuroascaceae. Bases 1 to 264 code for a protein of 87 amino acids. The record is from RefSeq and is a predicted model, not a curated record. The transcript has 2 exons.
AUGGUUCACAAAGUUGUCUUCUGGACAGGCUUCGGCCUCGCAGUUCGCGCCUGGCAAUUGGGCCUGGAAAUGCGUCCCUUCUUUAACCGUGGCUCACUAUGGGGAUACCCUCUGUAUGGCGGUCUCGGCGCUAGUUUCGGUUAUUGGCUUUUGGGCGUGGAUCAGAGACAGCAGACGAUUUUGCAGGCGAGGAAGCAGCAAUUGUUAGAGAAGAGGGCGAGGAGGGCGGAAAGGGAGGGUCUUGAGAAAGUGCAGGAGUCCUGA